GCUGGGAUUGAUGGAGAAUCCAAUUUAGGAAAACACCCUUUGAUGAAGAAAGGAUAAAGCAAAGAGGAAUUUUUGCACGGAUGUUCCCAAGUGUGACAGGCACAGCAACACCAGGAUCCUCUCUGGGAGGACUCCUGGGGCACUGCAGACCUGUUGGCAUGAGAGGGGACCCCUGAUACAGCCCUGAGCAUCCGAGCUGGCUGUGUUUGAGGAUUAUAAGAGCUGUUUUGAUCAGGGGAAAAUUUCUGUUUUUAGCACAGGCAGCAAUUAAAAUAGCUUGUGAAUCUCAACGCCUCGAGGAGCUGUCAUAAAAGGAGGCAGAAAAUCCAUCUUCUGGACUCCUCUGCAGCUAGAGAUGAGCCUGGAGGCAGCAGAGGAGAAGACAGCCUGAGGUUCACCUGGUGAAAAAGGACAACCCCAAGACCUCGAGCCAGAUCCGCUGCUGUGAUCCCGAGAUGGCUGUGGAGGAUCUCCGGGCUUCCAGCACCCCUUUCUCGCUCUCCUUUUCGGGCAGCGGCUUCCUGGCCCUGUACCAGGUUGGGGUGGUGCAGUCCCUGCUGGAGUUGGCUCCCGAGCUCCUCAAGUCUGCCUGCAAGGUCUACGGCUCCUCGGCCGGGUCCAUCAUCGCUGCUGCCGUCGUGUGCGGCAUCGGCCUCGAUGACCUCAAGGAGUUUUUCUUUGCAAUGGCAACAGAAGUCAGGAAAACCAUCCUGGGGCCCCUGUCUCCCAAGUGCAGCUUGCUGGCCAAACUCAAGACUGUCCUGCAGCGGAUGCUGCCAGAGGAUUCCUACCUGCUGGCCUCAGGGAGGCUGCACAUCUCCCUGACACGGGUGGUGGACGGCCAGAACGUCAUGGCCUCAGAGUUCAGCUCCAAGGAGGAGCUCAUUCAGGCUCUCCUCUGCAGCUGCUUUCUUCCAAUUUACUGUGGAUUCAUCCCUCCAUCCUACCGAGGAGUGCGCUACGUGGAUGGAGGUUUCACUGGCCUGCAGCCCGUGUCCAGCCUGGAGGAGCCCGUGAUCACCGUGUCCCCGUUCACCGGCGAGCUGGACAUCUGCCCCCGCGACUGCCCCGCCAUCUUCUUCUGCUUCCAGAUCUUCAACGGCAGCAUCCAGAUCUCCAUAGAGAACCUGUGCAGGAUCAGCUAUGCUCUCUAUCCACCCAGCACCAUGGUCUUGAACGACAUUUUCUCCCAGGGUUACCAGGACACAGCCCUUUUCCUGUACAGGAACAAUGCCUUUGGCUUUAACUACUUCGACGGCAAUUUCCGCUUCGGCAGCACCUGUGGGAAGAAUGACUCUGGAAAAUCCAAUGGGACACAUUCCGGCCUGAGCAAAAGGGUCCCUCAGUGCCUGACCCCUUACUUCCUGCCAGGCUUGUGGAAGAAGGAGCAGGUGAAUGGACUGCAGGACCCACUGGCAAAGGUCCUGCUGCAGCCAUACAGGCUCCCAGCCUUGCUCAGGAAGGGGGUGAAGAAGGUGUGGGGGCUGCUGGAAGGUGUCAGGUCCCUGGUACAGCGACUCCACAACAUCCUCCAAACCUUGGUGCCUGGUUUGCCUAAGACAGCUGUGGACAGGAGGUAACAAGGAUUGUCCAGUGGUGCCCUGGGGGUCUGAAGCGCUGCCUUGGAAUAUAGUGGGCAACACCAGCAUGGCUGCUGGUUCUCGAGGGAAUUUUCAUGGAGUAUUUCUUUCUUCAGAACCUGUCUAGCUCUAUCUGCAGUGCUGCCACUGCAGUGACCCUGCUCUGGCCUCACCUGCUUUUCCAUGACGACCGAGAAAAAGCUCCAGUGCUGCUCCUGGGACCCACCCCAGGCUGCAGGGGCCAUGGGGCAGCUUCACUUGCAGACCUCAUAACUCAGUCCUUUCCCUGCCUACUCUAUCUCCUCUCCACCAGCAGCAUCUCUUCCAUGCUUUAAUGCAGAUUACAGGGUAGGCAGUUGCCAGGAAAUGCCACGUUUUAAGUGUUUUCCUCACACUCAAAAACUUCAAGAGAAAUUCCUCAGAGAGAGAGAGAAAAGCCUUAGGGAGCAUCAUACUGGGCAGGAACUAAUUUUUUAUACAGUUCCCUUAGGUUUUUUUUACCAAUUAUCAAUUCUUGAGCUUCACACCUCCCCAAAGCCCUGCUUCUCCUGCCUGUGGAGGUGGGAGUGCAUUUGGAUUCCCUUGGAACUUGCAGCUGUGCAGAAGGAUGGAGAAACCUAAAGAUCAACUUUCCCCUACUUCUGAGUCCUGCAGGCUACAUCUCCUGACAUUUCACAAAUAUGUGAAUUCUUCUCAUGCAAUUGUCUGUAAGUCACAGCCACCACAGAUCAUGGCCCAGGCAAACACACCCUGUGUCACUGGUCUGCACACAGAAUUAAUCAGCAGCACUCUUAAUUAUCCAAAAAUUGUGCUGCAUAUCAGAAGCUGUGGAUUGUCUUUGGCCCACCUGUGUAUCCUCUGUUUGUUGGUUCCCAACAGGCAACAAAUGGAUCCCAAGAGCAGCAGCUGUUUAUUAGAGUAAAUAGCCUGUUUCAUUGGACAAGGAGAAAUGGAACAGAGGGAAGUUUCAUGCAAAGGGUUGUGGAGACUGCAGAAAUUAAUGGGGGGAGUAGCUGAAGGCAGCUUUGAUGUAAUCAGACUCAAAGUUAACUAGGAGGGCUGAGCAAAAGAGCAAUAUUCUGUCUUCUGCCAUCUUUAGUUCAAAUGAGUGACUUGGGAAUACCUUCCCUGGAAUGGAUUUGCUAAAAGAAACCUGGAUGCUUAUUUCAUAAGUCAUAAAAUAGUUUGGGUUAAAAGGGACCUUAAAGAUCACAUAGAUCAAUUCCCUGCCAUGGCAGAGGCACCUUCAUUAUGCCAAGCCCCGUCCAGCCUGGCCAUGGACACUGCCAGGGAUCCAGAGUCUGCCACAGCUGCUCUGAGCACCCUGGGCCUGGGCCUGCCCACCAGAGGUGUCCAUCCAACCUUCUCUUCUCCAGGCUGAACAGCCCCAACUUUCUCAGCCUGUCUCCAUAGGGGAGGUGCUCCAGUCCCCUUGUAACUUUUUAUGGGACGUUUUGACAGAUCCCAUUUGCUUUGGAUCCUGUGUGCUCCUGUCUUUGAACCAUCUUGGAUGGAUUUACACCUCUCAAGCACUGCAGCCUAAGGCAGGCUGCUCAAAUCCAGCUGUUCCUGCCACAGGGCAAAGUGGAAGGCUCAUAGACACUCACGCCUCCCCAGGCAGGGACAAUCAGCCCAUCAUCUGCUUUUUCAACUCUGCUCCCACUUAUCCAACAGCUCCUUCUCCAGGCUGCUGCAAGCACCAUCCCCACCUCCUGGCAGGAUAUUACCAUUUCAGUCAGCCUGAGGCAGUUACCCUAUGGAAACGGGCAUUUAAAUCCCCCAAAGAAAAUUCUCAUCUAGGAAUUGGACAUCCAAAUCCAUUAAAAGUAUCUACAAACCUCAGCCACAAAGAGGAGCACAGUUUGAACUGCCCAGUGUAUCUCACCUGCCCCAUGUGGUGCUUGAUCAUAAACAAUUGUAAAACUUUGAGAACUUUAGGAAAAAUCAAUCUGCAAGGAGCCCCCAAGUUAAAAUGGUCUCAGAGCAGGAUCCUCCUGCUCCAAACCUGCAGGAAUGAGGAAGAAAUAAAUAUUUACAGAAUUGAGUAUUCCGAUCAGCUGGGUUUUGCUUUAUUAAUCCCUCAUCUUUUCAAGCAAGCAGAGCUGGUGCUGUCUCCUCUGGGAGACAUGAGCUUGGAGCUAAUGGCAAUGGAGGCUUGGCCAGAGGCAGUGGCUAGAGGUGAAGUUUGGCAUAGACUGGAAUCAUCUUGUGCAGGAGCUUGUUUCACCCCAAGGAAGCAAAGUGGGAAGCCCAGCUGCACGCAGUGGGCAUAGAAGCAGCCUAGAAUGUCUCCUCUGGGGAUGGAUCAUGGGAAUCAUGUGGGAGCUGUGGCCCUGCCUGUGCUGAGACAUUGCUGGCACAGUCCAUGUGCUCCUUGGGGCAGGUCAGGCUCAGCCUUCAGGCUGGGUUCCAAGUUGCUCAUUGCCUCUUGAAAGCAGAAACUGGGGCCAAAGGCAGCCGCGGGCUCAGAAAUGCUCUUCAGCCUGGUCCUAAAGGGAAGAAAACCACGUUGGUCAAUCUGACAGACACCUCUGGCAGAUCCUGUGGGACAAAGUGGGUUCCAGUCAGAGCUGCUUCCCUUCCUCCUGUUGUCUACAUGGCAGGCGGUUUUGGUAUCCUCAAAGUAUUACCCCUGUAGCCCUGUCCUGUUGCUUGUCUCAUUUGGCUUCAACCUCAUCAGAAAUGUGAAGGCUGAGGGGGAUGGGAUGAGAGUCUGGAGACAAGCCAAGACAGCAGAGCUCCUCCCUCUGGAGCUGGAUCCCACUGCAGGUCUAGAGGGAAGAGUCCUUGAGUGUGAUGCGUGAAACUGAGCCCAGCAAAGCCAAGCACGUGCCCAGUCCUGCCUGUGGCUCUGGCUGUGGGCUGCAGGUGCUUUAUGCCAGCCUCUGUUUCCAGUCUGGGCACUAAGGAGGGUGCAAUUCCUUGUGCAAUUGUCCUGCUGGGCACACGGAUAACCUGCAAGUGCUUGUGGACAAGCUGCUAGUGCAGCCUGAGCCUCGUGGGAUUGCAGGCUGCAGACACUUGUCCAGGAAAUCAAGUACAAGUUGUUCCCCAGUUUAUCCCCCUGCAGCUGCGGUAGCAUCACUGAUGUUCUGGCAUUGCACAGAGAAAGAGUGCAAGAGCCUUUUGCUGGCCUUGAUCAGUAGGGCUUUUGCUUUUCCUUCCCAGAACUGGAAAAUCUGAUGUGCUUCUGCUCUGGAGAUGGAGAGCCUGGACUCACCCCUUGAUUGCUCUCUGGCCUAACAAAUGAGCCUUGACUCCUCCCACAGGAGGAAUUUUUCUCCUGAGACUGGUCAAAAACAUUGAGGCCCAGCUGCACAGCAGAGGCAGAGAUUCCUGAUAGCCCAGAGCUGCCCAACUCCCAAAGAAACCUCAUUCCCACCUUGUUACUUCCACAAGCUGCCCAUUGCUGAGACUGAUGGAGCCUUUAAAAAAGCCACCAGGGAAGCAACUUCUACAGCCUAACACUGUGUCCUGCAUUUCUUAGUGGAUUGGGAGUUGGUUUAUUCUCAAAGGAAGUAUCUUUCUUGCUUCCAUUUAAUGUUUUCCAUACUUUUCUUUUUAGAUCUGGAAUGGUAAUGGUCCUAGUCUUUUCCCUUUAUAUUUCUCAUUUCUUCUAGACCUUCUAGAUAUAGCACAUUGUGUCUUUCAUCACUUUUCAUUUAAUUCAUGUGGCUCCAUUGAAAAUAAUUGUCCUGUGGAAAAAGCUGUGUAAUUUUAC
Molecule: messenger RNA, 5301 nt
Organism: Melozone crissalis (California towhee)
Lineage: Eukaryota; Metazoa; Chordata; Aves; Passeriformes; Passerellidae
Gene: PNPLA1
Product: patatin like phospholipase domain containing 1
Exons: 9
Coding region: 456-1580 (374 amino acids)
Biological process (GO): triglyceride catabolic process; lipid homeostasis
Cellular component (GO): cytoplasm; lipid droplet; membrane
Molecular function (GO): triacylglycerol lipase activity
Source: RefSeq, a predicted model, not a curated record